GGGGGACGGAGGGAUGAUUACACUAGAUAGUUACACUAACCACGUAGAUGGGGGAAUUCCUCAGAAAGAAAGGUAAUAAAGCUGAUUCUCCUUGCGGAUAUCAAGAAACUUUCAGAAUGCUAUUUCUCAGGCAAUUCUUCACAAGAUAACUUGAAACGCUUAGCAAUCUGCGCUUAGUUUUUCUAGAUUGUUUCCCCCCGAAAACCACUAGUUCCACCCCUUUCCCCUCUAGAACAAUAUUGAUAGACUAUACAAAUAUCGUACAAAUCACAUAAAUGUACCCCAUAAUCUAUUUCGCUUUUUACAGUAAAUAGACAUGAUUCCAUGAGGGAGAGUGGGUGGCAGAGUUCGCUUUGACGUUAAAUGCCCAAAGACAUUCGGCAGUAGUUGUAGCUGGUUGUUGUGUGGCACAGUUGUUUCAUUUUUGAACAUUGUAGAGCGACAAGUAAAUAUCGUUAAAUCAUCUGAAUUUGCAUUUUCACAAUCCUUCACAAAUAUAUUGAGACCACAUUGAUGGGAUCAAAACAAGCUUAUUGAUUUACUUCUACUACCAUUGUGUUUAAACUCCCUCCCUCUUCAAGCAAAGUUGUUGAGAACGUGUUACUAUAAACGAUCUUUCCACACGCGAUUUACGGCUAUUUCACCAAAUCUCAAUAAACAAUCUUGCUUGGAGGGAGUGGGGGAAGGAAGGGGACGAUGGAAGGGUUGAGCAAGAAAGUAGCCUGCCUGUCUGGAGCUUAAAACAAAAUUAGGAAGGGUUUACGAAAUAAUUAUGGUAGGUUUCCUUUUGGUGAAAUACACCAGGCAGAUAUAAGCAUUAACGUGAGGUGGGAUUGAAAAGCAGUCUCUUACGUCACACGGCUAUUUACAUUCAAACAAGAUAAGAUGCCUUUUGAUGCCCAUAUCUACAAAAGCACAACCUGAAUUCUCAGGAAGACUGAAAGGUGUGGCCACAGGAAAAGUUUCUGAAAGUGGUCCAGUUUUGUGAAUCGCCCCUGGGCCCAAGCGGGCUCUCGACGGCCCUGGAUCUACCCUGUUUGUUCAAAACGCCCCCAUUCACGCCCACAUCCUCUAAAAACCUAACACAAAAGGUACCGGACUGUAUCGAAAAGUGCACACCUCCGCUCUCACCUUUAACUCGUAUUAGUAUUGGGAGUAAUAAUUUAUCUGUAUGCAGUACCUUUUGUGAUACAAGGACAUUAAUGGGGUGUUUUUCACAAACCGAGAAAAAGAAUAAACAAUAUAUGUGCCUUAAAUGGCAUCAAUGCAAAGCAACAGAUAAGAAGAUUCUACGAAAAGUGGAUCGCGGAAACAAUUGACUGUCAGGAAAGAACCACCGGAGCAUGACAUCUAUUUCUAUAGACACUAUCACUUCGUGAACUCGAAUUCUUAAAAAUCUAGAUUUGUGGUGUGCAAAGAGUCACGUUACAGCAAACCCUCUGCAUAACGCUUUGCAGUAUUGUAAUCAGUAUAAGACCUAUCAACGAGUAGGCAACAAACGGGAUCAAGAAAAGAGAAAAAAGAACUCAGAGUGCUGGACAGGUUCCGGUUAGAGACUGGACACAGGGCUACAAGAAUGAGAAGUUACAACUUGCAGCUUGUUAUCAUUAUCGUCAUGGCUCUGAUUGGCACGGUCGACGCCACCUGUCAAUCAACCACAUACUACGCUUCAUCCUCAAAGAAAUAUAUUUGGAAUUUGAACUACGAAAAUAACGAGUUAUGUACAAUCUAUAUACGACCUAGUGCUGCUUACACCAGUGGGCACUACUUGGAGAUUCGCUGGGAUCUGUUUGAAGUUGAAGGAUAUAUGCCUUCAUGUUCACACGACUAUGUUGAAGUUUUUCUUACAUUAAGAGGAAAAAGCAUUGGAAGGUAUUGUUCCGACAAUAUUGGUGUGACGAAACUCUUUACAAUGUACUCUUCGGAUGGGUAUGCUGCAUUGGUGUUUAAGACAGACAGCAGUGUGACAAGGAGAGGCUUCAAGUUUACAUUCCAACUGAAGGGUUAUAAUACCGAUUUUCUGAAUACUUAUGCAAGUAUCAAUUGCUACUACAAUGUCGAUUCAAAAUAUGCUGGGACAUUUUAUCCCUCUGGUUGGCCAAAGGGCUACAAGAAUGGCCUCACAUGCUACCAUUCACUAAAUGUGGAGGAAAAGAGAAACACACGCAUUGUCGUUAUGGAUUUGAACUUGCGCAAUACUUCAUCUGCCUGCAACGACAGUAGUGAUUACGUCCAAAUACGAGAAUCUUCAAACUACUAUUCAGCCAUGUCUGUUAUACGAAAACUGACUCAGACGGUAACAGGAAAGCUAUGUGGCACAUACAACCCUGGAUUUACAACAGCUACCAAUCGAUACCCAUACAUAGUCUUCAAUAGACCAGUCGGAUCCUAUCCAUCACACACAGAGCGUGGCUUCAUUACUGGAUACAUUACCUACAAAUCUUCAAACUACUAUUCAGCCAUGUCUGUUAUACGAAAACUGACUCAGACGGUAACAGGAAAGCUAUGUGGCACAUACAACCCUGGAUUUACAACAGCUACCAAUCGAUACCCAUACAUAGUCUUCAAUAGACCAGUCGGAUCCUAUCCAUCACACACAGAGCGUGGCUUCAUUACUGGAUACAUUACCUACAGCACCGACAUAUGUUUUCAAAAUCCUUGCAUUAAUGGCGGAACAUGCGUUGCUUUUGGUAAUUCACGGACUUGCAGCUGCCCACCAGGAUUCACCGGAACUCUCUGCCAAUUUGGAAUAAACGAGUGCCAGAGUGACCCAUGCCAAAAUGGAGGUACUUGCGAGGACAAAGUAAAUAAAUACAUUUGCUCAUGCUCAUCAGGGUAUACUGGGAAGCAUUGUGAGACCAAAAGCGAUAAAGCUUCAAAAGAAAGGGAUAAAGAUACAAAAACUGAGUUGAUUCUUGGUAUUGGCAUACCAGUAGCUGCAACAGUCAUUGGAGUAAUUGGCUAUAUCGUAAAAAAGUAUGUGAAAAGGAACUGUUUUCUUGGCAGGGUUGUGUGAAAUGUAUUAACUAUAAGAUUCAUAUACAAUGGAAAUUGCUUUAGUUUUUAUCGAUUCAGUUUUAUGAAAGUAUCUUAGAGGACAAAGAGAGACAGGAACGUCAAAUUUGAAAAGUGAAAUAAACGAAUGAAAUAGUUUUCCAUGUACCGCUUUAUGGCGCAGCAGCUUCCCCUCUUUAACCCUUUUUACUGAGACUCUUCGCUCUGUUACCAAUGCAUUAAUGCUUACUUGAAAAGUUAUUAGCGAGUAUAUAUCGAGCUGUAAUUAACCGAUAUUUGUACAUAGCGUCUCAUCUCAUGCAAUAUUGGGUUGGCAUACCAUCAGUGGCAAAUUGUAGACAUUUUGAACAAAUGAAAUCGCUAUCACAUUGGAAAACUUCCCCCCUAAAUGAUAAGGGCGCGCUGAAUCAAUAAGAAGUAUUGCUUCCCUCUCCUGGGUGUACGUUCAUGCGACAAAGUAUUCUUUAAGGUUAUUUACUCAAUGUUAUUAUGCUGGUUUUCUUGAACAAGCGAUAUUCCACAAAAGAGUAUUUGAAUCCACUGAAUCCAUAUAACUUUAAAAAAAACAAACAACAUGAAAUUAGAUGGGGGUCUCCCUCAACCCGAAGGCAAAGGUGCCAUUUAGUACGGACGACCCCAAAUUUAUAACUGUAGUACUUCCAAUUCAUACAGUCAUAUUGAAUGAUACCAAGUGUCUUUGAUUUGGUAGCCUUUACUUCAGGGUGAAACUUGAGAGCCAUCAAGAAUUGUAGUUAUACCUGUUUUUACUUAUCAUUCGAAUGUACUUUUUUAGGACACUGAGGUUGUCCUUCUUCUCAACGUGACUGUAUCUCGUGAUUCCCACACUUAGAAAUGCAGACGUCACUGAUGUUUCAUACAGGCUACUCGUUUAUUAUAUCCAGAAAACCAGCUUCAGAGUAAAAUAACGUAGAGCAAAUUUUUGUUUCGGGCUCCUUAGUUUUUUAACUAAAGGCAACCUUAGUCCACUUCGCCACUGCUUAUGGGCGAUUUUAUCAGCCUAGUGUCAUCGCAUAUAUAAUGUAUGAUAUGCAAACAUGGUUCAAAAUUGUUAUUCUUAGUAGUUAUUAAAUAGUAGUUCUUUAAAAAAACUUGACAGUUUCAAGCAUUGAAUCGCACUAUUGAAUCGGACAGAGGCGGCAACACAAAGUUGAAUCUGGGGUUGGGCAAAAGAUCAAGUUUAGUGAUAAAGGAGAACCCACCAUGGUUUGGUCUGACGCGCAAGAAAAUUUUUGAAAUCAAGCCUUCUAGAAUGGCUAAAAAUGCAUCUCCCAGACUAAAAUUUAACAAAUUACUAUGAUGCUCAGCAAAACA
Messenger RNA from Rhopilema esculentum, 4347 nucleotides. RefSeq lists its product as uncharacterized. The record is from RefSeq and is a predicted model, not a curated record. Gene Ontology annotation, molecular function: calcium ion binding. NCBI's taxonomy places the organism in Eukaryota, Metazoa, Cnidaria, Scyphozoa, Rhizostomeae, Rhizostomatidae.